Molecule: messenger RNA, 1629 nt
Organism: Recurvomyces mirabilis
Lineage: Eukaryota; Fungi; Ascomycota; Dothideomycetes; Mycosphaerellales; Teratosphaeriaceae
Gene: ERG11
Product: Lanosterol 14-alpha-demethylase
Exons: 2
Coding region: 1-1629 (542 amino acids)
Molecular function (GO): iron ion binding; monooxygenase activity; heme binding
Source: RefSeq, a predicted model, not a curated record
AUGGGCCUCCUCAACACCCUCUCCACCGCCCUCGCGCCCCUCACCUCCUCCUGGACCGCCAUCCUCUUCGCCCUCCUCACCCUCCUCACCACCACCAUCCUCCUCAACAUCCUCCUCCAGCUGACCGCCCGCAACCCGCACGAACCCCCCAUCGUCUUCCACCUCGUCCCCUUCAUCGGCAGCACCAUCACCUACGGCAUCGACCCCUACCGCUUCUUCUUCGCCUGCCAGGCCAAGUACGGCGACGUCUUCACCUUCAUCCUGCUGGGCAAGAAGACGACCGUGUGUCUGGGCACCAAGGGGAAUGAUUUCAUCCUGAACGGGAAGCUGAAGGAUGUCAACGCCGAGGAGAUCUAUUCGCCACUCACGACGCCGGUGUUUGGGAAGGAUGUCGUGUAUGACUGUCCCAAUUCGAAAUUGAUGGAGCAGAAGAAGUUCGUCAAGUUCGGCCUCACCUCCUCCUCCCUCCGCUCCUACGUCCAACUCAUCUCCCGCGAGGUCCGUGACUUCUUCUCCGCCGACGCCGCCUCCAAGAAGUUCGCCUCCACAACCGGCAGCUUCAACGUCCCGCCCACCAUGGCCGAGCUGACCAUCUACACCGCCUCGCGCUCCCUCCAGGGCAAGGAGGUCCGCGAGAAAUUCGACUCCUCCUUCGCCGACUCCUUCCACGACCUCGACGCCGGCUUCUCCCCCAUCAACUUCAUGCUGCCCUACGUGCCCCUCCCCCACAACCGCAAGCGCGACAUCGCCCAGAGGAAGAUGACGGACACAUACAUGGGCAUCAUCCAGGAGCGACGGGAGGCCGGCGACAUCAACCCGGACGAACGCGAAGAGGACAUGAUCUGGAACCUCAUGAACUGCACCUACAAAGACGGCACCCCCGUCCCGGACAAAGAAGUCGCCCACAUGAUGAUCGCCCUCCUCAUGGCCGGCCAACACUCCUCCUCCUCCACCUCCUCCUGGAUCCUCCUCCGCCUCGCCACCGACCCGCAAAUCCAAGACGAACUCCUCGCCGAACAAACCCACGCCCUCGGCACCGACCCCUCCUCCGGCGCCCUCAACGACCUCACCUACGACUCACUCCCCCACCUCCCCCUCCACGCCCAAGUCGUCAAGGAGACCCUCCGCCUCCACACCCCGAUCCACUCCAUCCUCCGCAAAGUCAAAUCCCCCAUGCCGAUCGAAGGAACCCCCUACGUCAUCCCCCCCACCCACUCCCUCCUCGCCACCCCAGGCGUCACAGCCCGCAGCGCCGAACACUUCCCCUCCCCCAUGACCUGGGAACCGCAUCGCUGGGACGACCACCCCGCGCCGGAAUAUGCGCAUCUCGCCCCCAAGCAUUUGAAGGAGGCCGUGGCGGAGGAGAAGGAGGAUUAUGGGUACGGAGAGAUUAGCAAGGGAGCCGCGUCGCCGUAUUUGCCUUUUGGCGCCGGGAGGCAUCGUUGUAUUGGGGAGCAGUUUGCUUAUGUGCAGUUGCAGACCAUUUUGGGGUGUUUGGUUAGGGAGUUUCGGUUUACGACGCCGGAUGGGGAGAAGGAGGUCGUGGGGACGGAUUAUAGUAGUUUGUUUAGUCAGCCGCAGCGGCCGGCGGUUGUGCGUUGGGAGAGGAGACAGAAGAACAAGGCUUAA